Molecule: messenger RNA, 660 nt
Organism: Brassica oleracea var. oleracea
Lineage: Eukaryota; Viridiplantae; Streptophyta; Magnoliopsida; Brassicales; Brassicaceae
Exons: 2
Coding region: 1-660 (219 amino acids)
Source: RefSeq, a predicted model, not a curated record
AUGAGAGGCAUUCCAGAAACAAGUUAUGCGAAGAUUCCCAAAUACUUGUACAUGAUGAAGGAAGCUAAUCCUGGGUCACAUACAUCUUACGAAACUGACAAGGAUGGGAGAUUCCGAUUCCUUUUCAUCUCAUUUGGGCAGUGUGUCCGAGGUUUUUACAGAGCCAUUCGAAAAGUUAUUGUUCUCGAUGGGACGUUUUUGAAGAGCAAAUUCAAAGGUGUUUUACUAGUUGCUACUGCUUUGGAUGGAAACUCAAAUAGUUUAGCUUUUGUCUCUGAUAGGAAUACCUCACUUGGUAAAGCUAUUGCAAACGUGUACCCUCAAUCUCAUCAUGGAAUUUGCAUUCACCACUUGCUGAAUAAUGUUGUAACUUAUUACCAUGGGAAAGGUUUGGUUGGUUUGGUUGCAAAGGCUUCUAAAGCUUAUCGAGUUGCUGAUUUUCAGAAGAUCUUUACAGAUAUUUACUCGAUUAGUCCGGCGAUUGGGAAAUAUCUAAUAGAGGCUGAUGUGAGAAAGUGGGCUCAAUGUCAAUUUCCUGGUUUGAGGUUUGAUAUUAGGACCAAUAAUCCUGCUGAAUCGAUGAAUUCUGCAUUGCGUUCGCCAAGGGAGUUUCCGAUCAUUCCUCUACUAGACAGCAUAAGGGAAAUGAUGACUCGAUAG